AGAGUGCGCGAACUUUCAAAAUCACCUAUAAACAUUUGCACUACAUACACUAAUAUUAUCAAAAGUUAGGUAGGAAGGGCGCCAUCAUCACCACAAACGUGAACAGAUACUUCCCAUGCCACCUAUAACUAUUCCCCUGGAGUUUCCCCAGCUGGUGGGGACACCCAUCACUUUUGGCGGCCAACCAUUUACUCCAAGAACCUACAAAGGUUCCAAAGCAAGAAAUGUCAAUCUCCUGAGUCAAAGCUUAAGGAUAGGCCAUCAACGGGUCAACAUCGACGUUGAUCUCUCCAAAAAUAAGAUUGAUGGACUUACAGAGAUAACGGUGAUUCCCACCACCAAUCAUUUGAAAACAAUCAAAUUGGAUUGCAGAGAAAUGGUCAUUAAAGAAAUCCUUGUAAACAAUCGACAGGCCAAUUUCAUCCAUCGAGAUUUAUUGUACAUCAAUGACAAUAAGGUAUUUGAUGAGGCAAUCGCCAAUCAAACUGUAAACAUAAAUGACUUAUACAAUAAAAACUUGACCAUCCACCAACACCACAUUUUGAGACAAAAGUUAAACUACAUCUUUGGGGAUAUAGAUGAAGAUGGAGCUUCCGCCAGAAACGAAAUCAUUCAUGGAAACACAGAAGAAUUGACCAUCAUAAUCCCGGACAAUCUAAAGCUACAUUUGACUGGUAUCCAUCUGGCUCACACACCCUCCAGUCAGCCGAACACUGCUACUCCACUGCACAUGAAGUCCAGAAACACCUACAGCGAAUCUUAUACACCCAUACAAUUAAAGAUUGAAUACGAGGUUGUAAAUCCCAAAAACGGAGUUAACUUUGUCACAGAACUUAACAAAACUCCCACUGAAGACUGGCAUGCCUAUACGAUAAAUUCUGAGUAUAACAUCUCAACUUCUUCAUGGGUUCCAUGCAUAGACAACUUGUGGGAAAGAAAUACUUGGACCGUUGAAGUGAAUAUCCCUAGAAGUCUCAAAGACAUUGGUCAUCCCAUAAUAAUAGGUACAAAGGAAGCCAUAGAGUCGAGAAAACAAGAGAAUCGAAGACGAAGACGAGAACAAAGAGCCAAGGGAGAUGAUGUCGCAUUUGGCAAAAACGGUGAAGAGGAUUAUGAUGAAGACCUUGAUGAAGAUGAAGAGCCUAGAGACUUAAAUGUUGCUACAGGUGAUUACGUCGAAACCAAAGAGGUACCUCAUCCUACUGACUUAUCCAAAAAGACGGUUCUGUGGACAGUUUUCAAUCCUGUCUGUGCGCACCAUGUUGGGUGGGCCAUUGGAUGUUUCGAGAGUGUUGAGCUACCAGAAGAAGAAGAAGAGGGCGAUGAUGAGUUGGGUACCUCGCUGAAAGAAAUCAGCUGUCCUAUCAAGAUCUACUGUUUUCCAGGCAAAAAUGAAAUGGCUGAAAAUACGUGCAUUUUUGUCCGAAAGGCAAUGAACUACUUCCUGAAAGAAUUUGGAUCUUUUCCGUUCAACUCACAUUCGAUCUUGUUUGUGCAUGGGUCUCCUUCUUCGGUGAAUAAUUAUGCGGGUUUAUCAAUUAUAGACGAUACUCUCCUAUACCCUUCCAAUAUGAUUGAACCAAUAUAUCCUACAACAGAGACAAUUGUGGAUAGUAUAGCCUACCAAUGGUCUGGUAUUAAUAUAGUUCCACAGCAGUUCAAUGAUAUGUGGUGCACUAUUGGAAUUGCCCGGUUUAUGUCUUUCCAGUUCUUGCGAGUUUUAAUGGGAACUAACGAAAUGAAGUUCAGAAUCAAAACUUAUAUGACACAAACGGUGCAGCAGGAUGUAGCCAAAAAGCCUUUGGCAUUAUGGUAUUUCAGACAUCCGAUUUCGGAACAAGAUCUUGACUUCAUCAAGCUUAAGAGUCCUUUGGUUUUGUCCAUCUUAGAUAGAAGAAUGACAAAGACCGAUAAAUCUUUCGGUUUGUCCAGGGUUUUACCCAAAUUGUUCUUACAGGCAAUGUCGGGAGAUUUGGUGAACAAUACCCUUUCAACUCAACACUUUCAGUACCUUUGUGAAAAGGUUAACAGAAACAGACUUGAGACUUUCUUUAAACAGUGGGUUUUUGGAAGCGGAACUCCCGUUUUUAACGUUUCUCAGAGAUUCAACAGAAAGAGAAGUAUGAUUGAAGUGGUUGUUAGACAAGCUCAAGUGCAAGAGCGUAAGAGAUCCGCUCCUUUGGUGGAGAAUUUCAUUGAUACCUCGAUUGCUUUCUUGGAUAAUGAACCCGCUCCCACGGUUCAAAGUGCAUUCCUUGGACCAAUGACUAUUCGAGUCCAUGAGGCUGAUGGUGUUCCCUACGAACACAUUGUCGAAUUGAAGGACAGUGCCGUCAAGUUGGAUAUUAAUUAUAACUCGAAGUUCAGGAGAAUGAAAAAGCACAAAGAGGAUGCAGCUGAAGGGGGAACAUACACAAGAUUUGGUGAUAUAAUACAAUCCCCUGAAGAACUUGCUGCAUGGGGCUUGCAAGAAUGGCCUCCAAUUGAUGACGAAGAGUUGUACAACAAUGCAUUUGAAUGGAUCAGAAUUGAUACCGAUUUUGAAUGGAUAGCCAAAGUAAAUGUGAGACAGCCGGAUUAUAUGUACAGCUCUCAACUUCAAUACGACCGUGAUGUUGAAGCUCAAUACGAGGCCAUUAGAUUCUUUGGAAAUCUGGAAAAGCCUAUUAUUGCUUAUUGUACCUCACUUAUCAGAACUUUAAUGGAUCCCCGGUACUAUUAUGGAGUGAGGAUUGCUGCUGCUGAAGGUCUAGCAAGAAUUGCCAGACAAGAAAACAACUUCAUGGGAAUGAAUUGCUUGAUCAAGGCUUAUACUCAGUUGUUCUGCUUCCCGAAUAGUACUAUUCCCUUAGCUAAUGACUUUGGGAACAUCCCCAAGUUUAUGCUUCAAAGAGAAUUCCCACGAAUCUUUUGUUCUAUAAGAGAUGAUAAUGGCAACGUUCCAUUUGCUCUUAAGGAUAUCAUAUUGAAUUUGGUGGUUUAUAAUGAGAAUUCGAACAACAGCUUUGAGGACUCCUUGUACGUUUCCUCAUUGAUUGAAUCUUUAGCCGGAUCAAUCAUUAAUAGAAAUGCUACCAUUCUUUCCAAUUUGACCUUACCACCUGAGCAGGACGCAAAUUUAGAUCCAAAAGAGAAAGAGUUCAUUGAAGUGGUAGUCGAAGAAAUCAACCGACAACAGAAGUUGGAUGAGUUAGUACCAUCUCACCAUCAUACUCUAGCAAUAACCUGCUUGGAUCAAAAAAUAAGACUUGCUAGGUACGGACUUUUAGUAUUUCCGUUGGAAGAGCUUUUGAAAUAUACUUCCUCCAAGUACGAAGGGGAUAUAAGGAUAGUUGCAUUCAAAGGAUUGUUGGUCCUUGGUGGUUUGAAAAACGCUCAAAUAAUGAAGUACUUCUUGAAGUCUUGUUUACUCGAAUGCAAUGAUUUGGCUUUCAGAUCCAAAUUGGUAUCUUUAUUAGUUGAGUCUGUAUCAGUUGCAGCCGUGGAAGGAGCUGCUUCGACUUUGGAUGAUCCUGAGUUCCAGACUUUAGAAAAGUAUUACGGAGGUAACCCGAAGGGAGCUCAGAAUGAUUCAGGUUUGGUAGUAGUGGAAGCUGGUAACAGUGGAAAUGCUAAUUCAAGACGAGAUCAACUUGCAAGAGCAACUCUCAAAGGAACUAUCCAAUUGUUAAGACGUGACUAUAGUAUUGGAAAAGGUUUAAGGCAUGUCCUAUGGGAACUUUUACACUCUUCAUUGUUGAGUAUCUAUAACAAAAGGAGUUUGUUCUCUGUUUGCCAAGUACUUUACAAGGAAAUUGAUUCUUUCAUUGUUGAUGUUUCUAUACCACCAGUUCCUUUGAAUGAGUUGAACAGAAAGCUCGUUGCCAAGUAUUUGGGUGAAGGCAAAAUCCUGAUUCACCGAGAAGGAAGGUUCAAGAUUCUGCUUGCCACAAAGAUUGUCCUUGGUAAAGGAAAAUCUAUGAAAGUAGAAUUCAAGCCACCUAAGUUGAAGCUUAAGCUUGGAGGGGCAGCACCGGCGCCAGAAUCCGUACCAACGGCUCCAAUUGUGAUCACACACGAGCCUGCUGCAGAGAGACCAGGCCGGUCAUCCAGAGCUAGAAUGGAUGCACUUAUCCCUCAAGUCAGAACUUCGUUGGUUACUAGACUUGAAGACUAUGCUGUCAGGUUUAAGAUUAGCAGGGCCAAGCUUCAAAGCGUUUCACUUUCAGGUUUGGUAAGAAACAAUG
Molecule: messenger RNA, 4226 nt
Organism: Yamadazyma tenuis ATCC 10573
Lineage: Eukaryota; Fungi; Ascomycota; Pichiomycetes; Serinales; Debaryomycetaceae
Gene: TSM1
Product: Tsm1p
Biological process (GO): transcription initiation at RNA polymerase II promoter
Cellular component (GO): transcription factor TFIID complex
Molecular function (GO): chromatin binding; transcription cis-regulatory region binding; RNA polymerase II general transcription initiation factor activity
Source: RefSeq, a predicted model, not a curated record